CAGGAAGCUUCCUGGAAGCUCACCUAUGGAGUCCCCAAAUCCUCACGCAUUUAACCCUCCCUCGCUCCCACAGUUGCCUCAGCUUCCACUUUCCUUCAUAGCUGCAUCCUCUCCUGCGGAGAAUUUUCCGUGCAGGUUUCGAUCCGGUUUCCGUGAUGAAGCUCGUCAGAAUCAUCCCCCGGAGGCUGUUCAAAUCGAAGAAAUCGCGAUCGGUUUCCAGAUCGGAAGGCGAUCCGUCGUCGUUUAGCUCUCAAACGACGUCGUCGUCGGCGUCUUCCGAGGACGUCUUCAAAAAGCCUAACGGUUUGUCGACGCCGACGAGCGUCCUUCCGAACGAGGAGUGGUCGGAGGUUUCGGCCGACGCGUACUUCGAGCUGAAACAGGCGUUCGAGAUGAUCGACGGCGACGGCGACGGAAAGAUACGGAAAGAGGAAAUGGAGGCGCUGCUCUGCCGGCUCGGCGCCGAGCCACCGAGCCAGGAGGAGAUGCAGCUUAUGCUCAGCGAAGUCGACCGCGACGGCGACGGUUGCAUCACGUUGGAGGAGUUCUACUCGAUCGGCUCCGCCUUCGCGCCGCCGACGUGCGAUACCGAGCUCAGAGACACGUUCGAUUUCUUCGACUCAGAUCGUGACGGCAGGAUCACGGCGGAGGAGCUUUUCAACGUCUUCCGUACCAUCGGCGACGCCCGGUGCACGUUAGAGGACUGCCGGCGCAUGAUAAAAGGCGUCGACAGUAACGGCGACGGCUUCGUCUGCUUCGACGAUUUCAGCCGUAUGAUGGAUCUUCAGCGAUGAUUAAUUUUCUGUUCAUUAUUAUUUUAAAUUAUUAUAUUAAUAAAAUAAUUGAAAAUUUGCCAUUGGCCAA
This is a messenger RNA of Andrographis paniculata, 864 nucleotides long. Its product is annotated as probable calcium-binding protein CML36. The record is from RefSeq and is a predicted model, not a curated record. Bases 156 to 794 code for a protein of 212 amino acids. NCBI's taxonomy places the organism in Eukaryota, Viridiplantae, Streptophyta, Magnoliopsida, Lamiales, Acanthaceae. The transcript has a single exon. Gene Ontology annotation, molecular function: calcium ion binding.